Salvelinus namaycush (lake trout) is the source of this 1161-nucleotide messenger RNA. RefSeq names its product L-threonine dehydratase catabolic TdcB. The transcript is spliced from 6 exons. The coding region runs from base 1 to 1161 and encodes 386 amino acids. The record is from RefSeq and is a predicted model, not a curated record. Gene Ontology annotation, biological process: L-serine catabolic process; L-threonine catabolic process. Lineage: Eukaryota; Metazoa; Chordata; Actinopteri; Salmoniformes; Salmonidae. Gene Ontology annotation, molecular function: L-serine ammonia-lyase activity; threonine deaminase activity.
AUGAACUUUGCCGCCCAGUUCAUCUACGCCAACUAUAUCAGAGAUGGAUCGCCUAACAGAGUGGGAUUCAGCGAUAGUGAUGAUAAUGACCCCUUCUGGCAGAGGUCCACAGUAGUAGCCAAGGACCCCCUUAGAUGUGUCCCUGCCCCUGUGAUACCCUCUCCAGACCCGGGGAACAGAUUUCUCUUGCCAGCCUUCCACGUUCUGGUAUGCCUCCUCCUCCGCCUGGUUCUAUCCUUCAUCCUCUUCUUCCUCCCCAGCGAGGAGCAGCGUCUUGGGUCAACUAAACAGGGCUGCUCCACCUCUUCCAAGAGUACCUGCAACAAGGACGCCCCUGUUUGUAACGGGGUUGCGGGCGUGCGGCCCACCCUCAUCCACCCAGAGCGCCUGAAGGACUUUGGUAUUGAGGAGGAGGAGUGCCUCAAUGGCGAAGUCAAGACCAAGGAGACCAAGGUGGUGGGGGCCCCUGAGAUCCAGCUGAUGGACCCGCCCAAGACUAACAAGAAAAGAGGCAGCGAGAGCAAAGCAGUCACACCACCCAAGCCUGAAUACCUCCGCUUCGAUGACAUCAGUGCUGCGGCCUUCAAAAUCCAGUUGAGGAUGCAGAAGACCCCCUGCAUGUACUCCAGACUGUCCAAACAGUACGGCAUGGAGAUCUUCCUGAAGAAGGAACACCUCCACUACACAGGCUCAGUGAAGGAAAGAGGCGUUCUCUACGUGCUCACCUCCCUCAACCAGGAGCAGCAGAAGAAGGGGGUGAUUGUGGCUACAGACUGUAGCUUCUCCAUGGCCGUGGCCCACCAUGCAGUGGAGUUGAGGAUCCCAGUGUUUGUCAUUAUGCCAGCCAGCUGUGUCCAGCCCCACCUCAGGAUGUACCGUGACUACGGCGCCAUGGUAAUCUCCUACGGCAGCACGGCCAGGGACUCCCUGAACCACGCCCGCCACCUGGCCAAGGAGAACGGAUACCUCUGCCUGGAAGAGGAUGAUAGUGCUGUGUACUUGGCAGGACUGGGCACAGUAGGCAUGGAGAUCUAUGAGCAGGUGCCCAAACUAGAUGCAGUCAUUGUGCCAGCUGGUGGGCAGUGUAGUCUACUGGUUGGCAUAGCAGCCGCCAUCAAACACCUCAACUCGCGCAUCACUGUCAUAGUAAGUGUUUCCUAA